Molecule: messenger RNA, 944 nt
Organism: Nicotiana attenuata
Lineage: Eukaryota; Viridiplantae; Streptophyta; Magnoliopsida; Solanales; Solanaceae
Product: transcription factor bHLH79-like
Exons: 3
Coding region: 507-944 (145 amino acids)
Source: RefSeq, a predicted model, not a curated record
CCCACGAAGUACUCGCCUGUCCUCAAUCUUCAACUUUAACAAUAAAGUGAUCUCCACAAGACCACGUGGCUCUCUAUAUAAGCGAGUGGCAAACACAGCAGAAACCAGCGAAUUGUUCAUUUCUUAUCCGAGAAUACCUCUCACUCUAUUACACUCCAUUUUUUGCUUAGCUUAAUUUAUCAAGAACACCUAUAUAUUUGCGCUAAAUUGCGCCGAGGGGUACACUGCGCACCCCAAUCUCCAUCUUCUCCCUCUCUACCUCACAUCACAGUAGUCUUUGUCUCUCUGGCUUUCACUUUCACUUACUCGUAGGCUUUAAACUUCUAUAAUAAUAACCCAAACAUUUUCAAAAAACACACUUACACUAACACUAACACUUCUCCCCCCAUAACCACAACUACUUAAGCUCAAAACCUAGGGUUUUCAAUUUUCAUUCCACUCGUCUCGUGUUAAUAAAGUUCACAUUAAUCAUUAAACACGAAUGUAUAUAAUUGUGAAUUGUUGAAAUGGAUCCACCUAUUAUUAAUGAGGCAUCAUUUUCGGCGGCCAACCCGAGUUCUUACAGCUUAGCUGAGAUUUGGCCGUUUUCCACCGCGGCAAAUGGUGGCGGCAACGGCGACCUAGGUGGAGGAGGCCUGGGUCUCAGAAUGAGCAGCUUUACGGGUUUAUUAGAGGCGGCUGCUAACUCGGUUAACGAAUCUACUGUGACGGAGCAAAGCGGAAGAAGCGGCGGCGGCGGCAGCACUGCUGCUGUCAGGAAGAGGGAUAUGAAUUCAGAGGAUGACUCUUCUAAGCUUGUUUCUACUAGUGAUGCUAAUGAUUUGGAUGGUUCAGUCGCCAAACGCCAGAAAGCAUCAGAAUCUAAAGAAGAAAAUGGCGGCUCAAAGGUAGAAGCAGAAUCCNCAACACCUACAAGCUUCCAGAAGCUCUUGGCUCUAUCCUGA